Molecule: messenger RNA, 6555 nt
Organism: Sitodiplosis mosellana (orange wheat blossom midge)
Lineage: Eukaryota; Metazoa; Arthropoda; Insecta; Diptera; Cecidomyiidae
Gene: wts
Product: serine/threonine-protein kinase Warts
Exons: 10
Coding region: 2864-5947 (1027 amino acids)
Biological process (GO): peptidyl-serine phosphorylation; regulation of organ growth; positive regulation of apoptotic process
Molecular function (GO): ATP binding; protein serine/threonine kinase activity
Source: RefSeq, a predicted model, not a curated record
UAAAAUUAUUUUCUGAUAAAUGGUGAGUUUGUGCAAUGGAAAAUUCAAAUUCGAUUGUCAAAUGAUUACGAUAAAAAUGGCAAAAUGAAGCAAUGUGUCGUAUGUGUGUGCAAAAAUCGACGAAAAUAAAAACUUGAAGCGAAAAAAAAAAAUUGUUGUGAAAUCUGUGUGCGAUCGAAAUGAAUGGUGAUCAUAAUAAUUCGAAUUGCCUUGGAUGUUUAGUGUGUUUAUAUAUUGUGAAGAAUGGUACAAGCAUAUAUCUUCGAUCGCAGAGAGACGAAAAGAAUGAUCAAUUUUUAUUUUUCUCUCCCAUCUAAAUGACUUUGGAUUCGAACUGCAGCUAAACAAAUGUUCUCCCUGUUCUGUGUGUCCAUUAUAUUUAUAAAUAAUAUCAUAAAUUGAAUCGAAUUCGAUUGCAUAUAUACAUAUAGAUUAUAUAUCUGUCGAUCUAUCGAAUAAUAGUCAUAUCCAUCGCAAUUGAAAUGCAAACAUUUGAACAUUUUCGGGCAGCCCAAAAACACUGCGCUCUCUCGCUGAUAGAUUUGUCGAAAUUCUUCGAACCGAAGAAAGAGGGAAAUUUUUAGUGAAGAAUUUAUAAUCAACCAUUCGAGCGCACAGCUAUUCGGAUCGAAAGAAGAAAAAAAAAAUUUCUGUUCACAUAUACAAUCGCUCGGAAUUGUUCGCAUAUGUAUAUACAUUGCAUACACACGCUACAAAAUCACAACCACAUCGAUGCGCUAGUGAUGCACGUAUACACAAUACAUUGACCAUUGAAUUUAUGCAUUGGAAUGUUGAAUCGGUUCUUGAUUUUCAUGAACGGAUCGAAUCAAUGGCAGCAGCAACAGCAACACCAACAGUGUGAAAUAUAUGUAGAAAGACGGAGAGAAGAGAAGCGACAGAGAAAAAAAAACACACAACAACAACAACAAAAACAACAUUAGUAGUAGCAACAAAGGAGAUAUUAUAUUCUACUAGUGCUAGUAUAUUGACAAUAUGAAUAUAGAGAGAGAGAGAGAGAGAAAAAUCAACAUAUGUACACUCACAUACAUCUGCUCGCGUUUCGACGAUGAAUAUUAUUUAAAACGAAAACCUAAGAGUGAGAGAGAAACACACAAAUAUAAACAACGAAGAAAAAAAAUAUUUUCAAUUGAUGAAUGUGUUCAGGAAUUGAGAGAAAAUUACGUGCACAUCGCAUAAUUUUUUUUUCUCCUGCAUUCACCUGAUCUAUGAGAGAAAUAACAAAUUGAUCGAUGCAAAAAAUGGACAACUAACAAUGAAAACAUCCUUAGUUUCCAUUUGAAUAUCGGAAAUAUGCCGAAAACAAAACUUCAGAACAGAAGAAGAGUUAAAAUAAUUGGAUGAGCUUUAAAAACUGAGCCGAAAAGUAGUGAAAAUAAUCCAAAAAAAAUUUGCAAUUUUAGACAAAGAAGGACAGAUGAAUGAUUUUCCGUUUCUCAUUUUUUUUCACUCGUUCGUUCUCCUUCUGUUAUUUUUAUAAAUGUAAAUUGCAUCGAAUGCAAAGGCAAUUCUUUUUUUCUCCUUCGUUUGGAUAAUAUCAUCGAACGGGUGAAACAUAGGCAGCAGCAACACACUCAGUUUAUGAGUGUACAUUUUUUUUUCUUCGCCUCUCGUUCAGUUUGGUGCGUGUAUGUAUUCUAUACGGUUGCGACAUACAAAGAGCUGAGAAGCCGAGCUAUAAGACGAAAGAAAGAGACAGAGAAAAAAAAAUUACAUAUCUACUAAUAUAUACGUCAAAUCACCAAACAGUACCGCUCAACAUACGACACCAAAGUAAAUGAAAACGAAGGAACAAAAACGAAACGAUUGAGAAAAUUCAUCGCAGAGGUGUAAUCGAAAUGGGAAUACUAUGAUUUGGAUUAAUUCCGAAUAGACAACAAAUCGUUUUAAUCGAUGCAAAAUGAAAAUAACCCAUCUUAAUUGUGAUCCCCUUUGUGCAUGUGUAUGUUGCAGUAAUCGUUUAGUAAUUUAAUGUGCAAAUAGAGUGAGAAAUACAGAGGGAGAGAGAGAGAGAGAGAGAGAAAACGAAAACGAACGUGAACUAUUCAAUGUAUUCCAUAAUUCCUUCGAAUUGGCAUGCGAGACGAUCGACGUCACAUUGUUUCCAUUAGAUAAAAAGUGACAGACAUUUUUACGAUCGGUCGAUCGAUCAAUGCAAUUCUCAUUAGGAAUAAAUUAGAUUUGCAGUCGUAGUGUGCAAAAAAAUAGCAACAAAAAUUAUAGCAAAAACAAAAUGAUGACAACAAAUUUAGUGCCUUAAAGAAUUGUGCCUUCAAAAAUGACAUUCUGAAUAAAUUGAAGUGAGAAAGAGAGAGAGAGAUAAAAAGUCGACAACACCGAAAAGUGCCUUGCCUCUCUUUUGAUAACAACCGUCAAGUUUCUUGUCGAAUUUGUUGUUUUUUCUUCGGAUUUCGUAUGCAUUGUGAGCUUAUAUGCCGCUAAAAGUGUUCAAUAUUGCGAUAAUUAUUUACAAAGGCUCGAAGUCAAAUGUAAUAAAUGUGUUUACUCAUUCGACCGAAUGCAUCAAUUGUUUGCCGUUUGGAAUGUGUUCAAUGUGGAAGAAAUAGUGGAACGGCAAAAAUUGGCGCUAACAAUAUACAGCAACAACGACAGACAGAGAGCAAAGCAAUCGAAUAAACAGGAAAAAGAGAACAAAACAUAGAAGACGGAAGGUGCUCCUCCAGCGUUCACCCCGCCCAUCUUGUAUCGAAACAACGGAAUCAAUCCACAACUUUUCGCCACUUUCGUCGAUUGGGCAUAUUUCGAAUGCAUGUAGCAUUUUUAGCAUCGGCGAAUCUAAAUUCGAGAUAUCGCGUUUGUGAUAUGACAAACCGAAACACUAACAAUGAAUCAAACAGGCGGAAAAACGCCGUCUACACCAAGGCUCUCGGAAUAUGCGACAAAUGCCUUGGAAACCAUACGCAAGGAAUUACGCAUGUUUUCUAUCAGCGAUGUGCAAAAUGCAUCAAAUGCUACAAACGGCCAACAAAUCCCAUCGCUUCCCAAAGUCGAAUGCGACCUAAACCUCUUACUAGCACAAUUAAUGAGCUCCGGCUUUACGGAAGAACAAGCAAUCACUUUGAUUAAAAAUGGUCGCAGUGAUGUUUUAGAAAAUAAUAAACAAGUGCAACUACAGCAAUGCCAGCAACGAUUACCAGUUUCAGCUCCAGCUCAACCACCAAAAUUGUUUCGAAAGCCGAGCAUCGAACGUGAAAUACCGCAAUUUCCACGCGGUAGUCCAGCGCUUGAUUCUGGAGCCGGUAGUUCACGAUCAAAUUCAACAACUGAUUCAGCAACAAUUUACGACGCCAAACCCAUUGAAUACUGCAAGCAAAUCGAAUACUGCAAACCAAUAGAAUUUUGUAAACCAAUCGAAUUUGGUAAACAUGUGCCACUACAGCAGUGCAGCAAUCAGCGAUUACCAGUAAUUCCAGCCCGUGGUACAUCGCCAGUCGUGCCGCAAAAUGGAACUGACAAAUGUCAUAUGAUGAAGAUGCCCCGUAAACCUCACAGUUCGGUCGAUAAUCCGCUGUCGUGGCGCUUUUCACCCGCAUCCGAUCAACAGGAUCAAAAUAGCAAUGAACCGCCGCCACCGUAUCCAAUCAUAGCAACAGGUGUCACAAACUAUUCACCCUCGAUUCAAAAUCGACAAAGUCCAACUAGUACAACAGAUGAUUAUCGCAAGUCACCGUCAUCGGGAAUCUAUUCAGCAACGUCAGCUGGAUCGCCAAGUCCAGUGCCGCCAUCAAAUUCAAUGUCGCCUCAUCCGAUAUCUAGAUCAACGAAUGUGUGCCAAAUCGGUUCAUGGCAACGCAAAACACAUUCACCAAUCAUCAUGCAGUCCGUUAAAUCGACACAAGUGCAAAAACCAAUCCUUCAAACAGCCAUUGCACCUCAAGUCCCAACUACACUCACACCAUCGACGACGACCGCAUUGCCAUCGUACGCAUCGUCCAUUCAACCUCAUAUAACAAAUAGCGUGACAACGAACUCGAAACUUCAAAAUAAUACACCGCCAACAACGCCGCCAGUAUUGAAUUCCAUACCGCCAGACAUAGCACCGAAAAUCAAUCAGAAAACGCCAUCGAUAAAUGCAGUGCAUCAAACGUCACCAGCAAAUAAUAUUGUGCCUGUUAGCGAACCGCCAUCGUAUGCGAGCACAAUGGCAUACAAAGCUGCCAAAAAUCACAUGGCGUUACUCCCACCGCCGCCAUAUAGCAACAAUAAUCGUGAUAUGUCAAGUUCGCCGGAAAUAAUAAACAAUAACAAUUUAUCAAUAACCCCGCCAUUGCCGCCCACAUCGUCGUCGUCCGUAAAAAGUAAUAAAAACAACAAUACGAAAACGACCAUGGCGAAUAGUGCGAUGUCAACGACAACCGCCAAGAAAUUGAAUAAACAACCGGCAGCUCCACCGCCAUCAUCCACAUCAGUCGCCGCCAAAAAUAGUAAAAACUCAUCUACGGAAGGAUGUGAAAAGAUUAAGCAUGAAUCGCCAAUUCCCGAACGAAAACUAGUCUCAAAAGAUCAAGAAGAAGUGAAGGAAGGCCGAAUCAAGCACUAUUCACCGCAAGCCUUUAAAUUCUUUAUGGAGCAACACGUUGAAAAUGUGCUCAAGUCAUGCAAGCAACGAAUGUUCCGAAAGAAUCAGCUGGAAAAAGAGAUGGGCCGUAUCAAUUUGUCGGAAGAGGCACAAAUUCAAAUGCGCCGAAUGCUAAAUCAAAAGGAAUCGAAUUACAUACGAUUGAAGCGGGCGAAAAUGGAAAAGUCCAUGUUCACCAAGAUCAAAACGAUCGGUGUGGGUGCAUUCGGUGAGGUGGCACUGGUGCAGAAAAUUGAUACGCCAAAUUUGUAUUAUGCCAUGAAAACGCUGAAAAAGGCCGAUGUGCUGAAGCGCAACCAAGUGGCGCAUGUGAAAGCCGAACGCGAUAUUUUGGCCGAAGCCGAUAAUGAAUGGGUCGUCAAAUUGUAUUAUAGUUUUCAAGAUCGUGACAAUUUGUAUUUCGUGAUGGAUUAUAUCCCUGGCGGUGAUCUGAUGUCGCUGCUCAUUAAAUUCGGCAUAUUCAAUGAACCGCUGGCCAAGUUUUAUAUCGCCGAAUUGACGGUGGCCGUGGAAAGUGUUCAUAAAAUGGGCUUCAUCCAUCGCGACAUCAAACCGGACAAUAUUCUAAUCGAUCGAGAUGGUCACAUCAAGCUCACCGAUUUCGGGUUGUGUACGGGUUUCCGUUGGACACACGAUUCAAAAUAUUAUCAAAAAGCUGGCGAACACGCGCGACAAGAUUCAAUGGAACCAUGGGAUGAUGCAAAUGAUGGCAUAAAACCGGCCGUUUUGGAGCGACGCCGUCAACGCGAACAUCAACGAUGCCUGGCGCAUUCACUCGUUGGCACACCAAAUUACAUUGCGCCCGAGGUAUUGGCACGCAGUGGCUAUACACAGCUGUGCGAUUGGUGGAGUGUCGGUGUGAUUCUGUAUGAAAUGCUGGUUGGUCAACCGCCGUUCCUAGCCAAUACAGCGGUCGAAACUCAACAAAAGGUCAUUAAUUGGGAGCAAUCACUGCACAUACCACCCGAGUCCAAACUAUCGCCCGAAGCUUCUGAUUUGAUUUUACGUUUAUGCUCUUCGUCCGAUCGUCGUCUGGGCAAAAAUGCCGAUGAAGUGAAAGCGCAUGGAUUCUUCCGUGGCAUAAAUUUUGGCACCGAUCUGCGUCAACAGAAAGCACCAUACAUACCGAAAAUCGAGCAUCCAACCGAUACAUCAAACUUUGACGAAGUCGAUCCGGAACGCAUUCAAAACUCCGAUCAAUUCGAUGCAUUCAGCAAUAAUACGGCGAUUUCAUUUCAUGGUUUCUAUGGUUUUACAUAUCGUCGCUUUUUCACCGAUGAUAAAAGCAACCAAGAAUGCACCGAUCAAGAUGGUCCCGUGUAUGUUUGAUUGGUUUUUUUUUGUUCCAUCAAAAACGAUGGAAAUUCAAAUCAAAUUAACGAAUGAAACGAAAACAAAACACACAAACAAAUGCGAUAAAUCGUUGAACUGUUUGAACAAAGCAAUACGUUGAGAACUUUCAAAAAGACAAAUACUCAAAAUUGAAACAAGAAACGGACAGUUUUUGCGCCAAUAAACCUCUCCUCAACCUCUGAAAAUUGAACGGAAAAAAAUGUCGGUGCUUAACAUUAAAACUGAAGAAAAGAAUGAUGAGCGAGAAUUCGUUCUCGCGAACAGAGAAAAUGAAAACAAUUUUUUUAGAAUAACAAAAGAAAAUCCAAGCCACACAUGAAAUGUUAACUCUCGAUGAAACGUGUUUCUCUCGUUUCACCUUCAAUUUUAUAUAUGUAUCAUGUAACACGUGGAAAUGUGUCGAAUUUCUUGGCACCGUGAAUUAUUUGAUGCAACGUACGUACGAACGAACAGAUUCAUUUGAAAUGCUUGCGGCCAAUUGUUCAGUGCGCCAAAAUAUUCAGAAAUAUAAACAAACAUAAAAAAAACGAAAUUCACAUAUGGUCGAACUGUAUUGAAUAAACUUUGCAUAUAUACGAGACAAA